Aspergillus versicolor CBS 583.65 is the source of this 2502-nucleotide messenger RNA. Its product is annotated as mRNA export factor mexA. Gene Ontology annotation, molecular function: RNA binding; protein binding. Gene Ontology annotation, biological process: poly(A)+ mRNA export from nucleus. The transcript has 3 exons. Gene Ontology annotation, cellular component: nucleus. Lineage: Eukaryota; Fungi; Ascomycota; Eurotiomycetes; Eurotiales; Aspergillaceae. The record is from RefSeq and is a predicted model, not a curated record. Bases 272 to 2254 code for a protein of 660 amino acids.
CUGUCGCUCGCGCCUCAAACAAGAGGUUUUACUUGUGCUUUGUCUGUUCUUUUGACGAUAAACACGCCACAAGGCUUUCCUUUAUUCUGUCUUGAAUGAAUAAUCCGUCGCUGAUACAUGCUGAUUGGAUUUUGAGCUACAAAGGCGCUCAGCGCUUUAUUUCCUUUCGGGCCGCCAAACCUCAAAUACGGACGCGAAACACGACGUCUUUCCUCCCUCUUUAUCCUACUCUCUACACCCAUCUACGACGUUAUCCGACUCCGUACACACCAUGAUGAAAAGAGGCAGAGGUUCUCGCGGCCGCUCAAGUACUAGUGACCGAGGAGGAAUCCGCAAGCGGGGUGCUACAACGAAGAUUGAUCGAGAUGGCGAUUUGGCGAUGGGUGCGGGCACAGGCGCUAUCCGUGGGCAGAAAGCCCCCCGGGGGCCUGGUCGAUCCGGGUCCCGAACAAAUGCGAUCGACAGGAGCAUCACUCAGAUUCAAAAGGCUCUAAAUGGCUCUAACGCCCAAGCGAACGUCCGACAAGGCGGUCGCGGGGCCCUCGAGCAGGUCGCCAUUCGUGGAUGGAAACAAAGCAAGGCUGCAUCCAACCGCGAUGGCGGCGUCGAAAGCUUGGUCACCUUCCUCGAGAAGAAACUCACCCCACCCGACUCGAAAGCUGGCUCGCGCGCAAGAAUCAACAAGUCGCGGGUUGAAGGCGACGCUUUGAUAGCGUCCAUCCGACCGGAUUUACUAGAAAGGAUGCUUCAACUCAAUACCUUUAGCUUUGCAGGAGCUCCUCUUACGAUCGAGAAAUACGACCAAUCAACGGCUGCCUUGUUGGACAACUCGAUGUCGACACAGAACGGUACAACCCCGUCGACCGCAGACACGAAGUCGAAGAUGACAGCUAUAUUGGGGAGGCGGUACUAUCAACAGUCCAAAUUACUCGACCUCUCCAAGCUAGCGACCGACCCGGAUCUAGUAGCUAUGGGAAUUUUUGGCACAACUUCAACCGAAUCCAAGUUCUUCCCCGCACUGAUGAAAGUGUGGGAUCUCAACUUUGACAAUCCUACUGCCCGCCGCGAGGCUGUCGAAAGUGUUAGUCUCGCAGAUAAUCAACUCGCCAGUAUUUCCGUUGUAACAACGCUUUCCCAAACAUUUCCGGACUUGAAAAACCUCGAUCUAUCAAAUAACAAUUUUGCCGAUGCCCAGGCGCUUAUUGGAUGGCGUUGGAAAUUUCGCAAGCUACAGUUCCUCGACCUUACCGGCAAUCCCUUUAGUGCCGACCCAAUAUUCAAAGAUACUAUGCUCAAGUGGUACCCGGAGCUCAGAACAUUAAAUAAUACCCAAGUCCGCACCGAGGAAGAAGUUGCUGCGCAAAAGAAAACUCCAAUUCCUGUUCGAGCCCCUCACUUCCACGAUGAAUCUCAGAUUGCAGAGAACUUUAUUCGAACAUUCUUUACCGGUUAUGAUAGCAAUAGGAGCGAAAUUCUCAACGGCUUCUACGAUAAUAACUCGACUUUUUCGCUCAAUGUGAACACAUCCGCUCCGCGAGCACUCCAGACGGAGCCAGCUCCUUGGGAUCCGUAUCUGAAGAAGAGCCGAAAUCUCCUCAAAAUUAGCCAUCUACCGGCGAGAAUGUCCCGUACAUAUACGGGCGCCGAGAAGAUCCGCGAACUAUGGACAACACUUCCACAGACUAGGCAUCCGGACAUCGCGACAAGUCCUGAAGAUUGGCUUAUUGAAUGCUUUCCAAUCCCUGGACUUCCUGAUAUUUCGGGGCAGAGCACAACCGGCGUGGGUGGAUUCCUUAUUAUGGUUCACGGAAAGUUCGAAGAAAGUAAUGCGGGGAAGGUUGAAACUAGAAGUUUUGAUCGCACUUUUGUUCUCGGACCCGGUGCAGGCAUCGGAGGUAUUAGGGUCAUCAACGAUGUCCUCUGCCUGCGAGCAUUCGGCGGCAAUGAAGCAUGGCAACUGGAGCCCCAGCCUGCUGCAGCUCAGCCCGUACCCCCUCCCGUUGCAGCUCCAGAGGCGAACCCAGCUGCACCUCCUGGGUACGGUCUUCCGGCACCUGGUAAAGCUGACGUUCAGGUGCAACAAGAGCAAUUAGUGAUGCAACUGAGCGCCAAAACUAUGAUGACAUUGCAGUAUUCCGAACUGGCGCUUUCAGGGAAUGGGUGGAAUCUCGAUGCUGCCUUGAAAAACUUCGAGGAAUUAAAGACCCAGGGCCAGCUACCCCCCGACGCUUUUCUUCCAGGAGCUUCUGUAUAGCUCCGAAUUCACACCAAUACCACACGACCGUCGCAAGUUACUUAAGUUAUGCGAGUAUGACAAUUUAGAUGCUUUAUUUUUCUUGUUGAAUUUGAUAGUGGAUGCAUGGCUUAGGCGAAAUGGCUUUUACAGGUUACCUCAUAUUGUUCAAAUAUCCCAGUUCAUUGUACUAUAAAGACCACGAAGACAUGUCAAUAGAGACGAGCAAGAAUUUAAACCGAGCUUUCUUGCUUCAUUAACCGUGGAUU